Messenger RNA from Pseudo-nitzschia multistriata, 1631 nucleotides. The record is from the annotation of a GenBank genome assembly. NCBI's taxonomy places the organism in Eukaryota, Bacillariophyta, Bacillariophyceae, Bacillariales, Bacillariaceae.
CGCGCACGCUUGGUGCACCUUGUCUCAUGUACAUAGAACUUGUACUGUGUUCUACAUGGUUGCAAUAUUAGUUACAUUUUUGUUUGGUACUUGCCUGGUACCGUACAGGAAAACGUAGGAUGCUAGCUUUUCUAAAAACUGUGAAAAAGAGGGACUAGAAAGAAAAGUGAAAAAUUGAGAUCGAGACAAGGAUGACAAUGAACAGCGCUUCUGGACAACACGUCGUUUCCGUUUGACUGAACGAAUUCAAGAGAAACAGCAAACUCCCAACGGCAACAAACCGGGCGGCAUUGUGGUGUCGCCCCUUCCACAACAAUCGGUAAUCUCACAGUUGAUAUUCGCAUGUUUAUGCAAUAUAAAUGAGCGAAUCUGGGCAGUUCAGAGAUAAAUUCGCUCUGCAUCUCGCAGUAGAGUUGCUGGGUCACGACAAGGUCAUCAAAUAUCUUGAUGGUAAAGACAAACAGGUCCCCUUGUAUUGGCGAUCAAAAUUAAUGGUUUCGGACCCGUUGAAAAUUCUGCGUCAUUUCGGGGAAGACAUGGAUUGCAUUCGUGGAAGGGUUCUCUUCUUCGAUGUCACCUUUGAAUUUGUCAAGAAACAAGAGCAGGAGCAGCAAGAAGKAAAGAGUAGUAUCAAUUGUGAUGAUCCGCCAUGGAGAGCGCAGCAGCCAACGUCAUCUUGUGUGAUUUUGGCAGCUCUUGGCUUUUUUCUUCUCCUACCAAAUACAAUUCAAGAAUUUUCGUGCGGGGAAGAGAAGGAUCUUGGCAUCGGUGGUGGGAGUUACAUCUCUACGCGGCCCUUGGAUUACUCGCAGCUCAUGUCUCACGUCGACUCGUUGCAGCUUGAUCCACAAAGUGUUACCGCCGAGGCCUUGGCAAGAUCGAUGGCUGGAGAAUUACUUCGACAAGGACCUCCAUGUACCGACAACAAGGUAGAAAAGAUGGAUCGAACGGGGCAKUUGACUGCAAAAUAUGUCGAGUCGAGUAAAGCCAACGAGGAGAAUGGAGACUUGAAAAACAGUGGAAAUUUAGUACCCAAAGCUUGCGAUAGUUUGCAUUCUCUCCCUAAAAAGUUUGAUCUUCGCGUGGAUAUUCCGUAUAAGAGUAUUGGAAAUGUAAAUGGGACACUUCUUUUGCACUCUUCAGGCGAUGGCACCGUGACGAAAUACGACAAAAAUGCUUUGCGUUUUUUAUAUUGGGAUCUUUCCACAAACGCAAACCACUGCCAYCCCCUUCAGAAGAGCGAUGAAMCAGCUGUAACAGCCGCGAGGCAGGUUGUGGAGGAUGCCUUUAAUCGGUGGCGAACCCAGAUCAUCCCCAACACCGUUAGCGGUGGGGAUUGCGCGACUGAUAAGAKCAAGAAUAACAUCAGAAAUCUACAGAUCAACCUCACUGGAGAUAAUAUUUCGCAACCCACUACAGUCAACUCUAGCCAUACUGGUAAUAAUAGCAACAAGAAAAAGAGAAAGGUUUUCAGAGGAGCGAGCAUCCUUCCCAGCGCUAGACGAAAACGAAAUAGAGGCCUGGUGUACGACAAAAAUAGAGGCUAACAUUUUUUGUGAGUGAAAGAAUCAUGUUAGRCCCCAAUGGUACUGGAAACAUCCGAUUGGCUGUAACAAAAUGAUUAGAUCUAA